AUGAGCGUCGAUGGAAGCGACAGCUACAUCAGCUUGGCCGAGCUGGUGCAGACAAAUCUCAGAUUUCGGUCUUUAAAGGAGGAAUUGUCUCAAUACGAUGCCAAUUCACCAGAAUACCUUUCAGCAUUGAUUAAUGCAAUGCCAUUGACAGAAUAUACGAAUUAUCGAAGUUUUCUGAAAAAACAGGCAGUUCCAAUCCCAGGGUCCGAAUUAACACGUGGUUACAGCGCUGUUUACCGAAGUUCGCUUAGUCCCGACCAUUUGGUCUCAACGAUCCACCCUAAUUUAGCCACAUUUUUCGAUUUGUUCAAUUUUGCCGUAAAACGGUUUCCCGAAUACGAUUGUUUGGGUCAGCGUGUGUCUCUUGAUGGAUCCGGAAAGCUUAGCGACCACUACGUUUUCGAAAGUUACCAAGAAAUCCAAAAACGCAGUCGGAACCUUGGAAGCGGAAUCAUGACAGUGGUGAAUUUGAAACGCCAGCGCAGAUUUGAUGUUAACGAUUUCAUUGUGAGCUUGCUCUCGAGCAAUCGAAAAGAGUGGGUUAUCGCUGAUUUGGCGUGUCAGGCGUAUUCAAUUCCCAACACCGCAUUGUACGAGACUCUCGGGGUUGAUAGCUCACAACACAUUCUAAACAUUACCGAAAGCCCUGUACUAAUUUUGUCCAAAGUCAAAAUUUAUGCAAUUUUGGAUUUGCUACCCCAUUUGCCCCAUUUGAGCACCCUGAUUUGUAUGGAUGACCUUAGCUCGGAUGAGCUAAGUCAGCUUAAUGGACCUCUUUUACCACGCUUGACAAACGACGCUGGCGAGCGGAUCUCAGUGCUCACUCUCAGACAAGUGGAAGAAAUCGGUGCAAACAACAACGUGCCUGUCAUCCCCCCAACACCUAACACGUUGUACACCAUCUCGUUCACGUCAGGCACUACAGGAACACCAAAGGGCGUACUCUUGAAUCACAGCCACAUUACCGCCGGCGUCACUUUCGUUUUUAGCAUUUUCCGGAUACCGCCUCAAAAACGCGGAAAACAGUUAUAUGAAAUGUGCUUUCUGCCACUCGCACAUAUAUUUGAAAGAAUGAUUGCGGGCUAUGUGUUGUCGGCAGGGGUUGGUUUAGGAUUUUUACACAAGGCUGACCCAGCGGUUUUGGUGGAAGAUCUCAAAAUUCUAAAACCCGAUUUCUUUUCUCUUGUGCCAAGAGUCUUGACCAAAUUCGAAUCCGGCAUAAAAAACUCUCUGCGGGGUGACUCCACCUCAGCGCUGGCUAAAAAUGUCGCGAGGAAUAUUCUAGACCAGAAACGGACGAGGUUCCAGGCUCGCGGGGGACCUGAUCGCUCAAUCAUUAAUCAAAUUGUAUUUCACAGGGUGUUGAUUGACAAGAUCAGAGAUUCCUUGGGACUGACCAAUGUUUCCUUUUUGGUAACGGGCUCAGCCCCAAUCUCUAAUGAUACCCUUUUGUUCAUGAAAAGCGCCCUGGACGCUGGGAUUAGGCAGGGCUAUGGAUCAACAGAAACUUUUGCCGGUAUAUGCAUAAGUGAACCUCUGGAGAGAGAUUCUGGUACUUGUGGAGGGAUGGCGAUAACAUCGGAAUGUCGUCUCAGAUCAAUUCCCGAGAUGGGUUAUGAUGCAGAGCGUGAUCAAAAAGGUGAAGUUCAGUUGAGGGGGCCACAGGUUUUCACUGGCUAUUUCAAGAACCCGGAGGAAACCCGGAAAGUUCUAAGCAAAGACGGUUGGUUUUCUACUGGCGAUGUUGGCUACAUCGACGCUAAAGGGCGUCUUUCUAUUAUUGAUAGAGUCAAAAACUUUUUUAAACUGGCUCAGGGAGAGUACAUUGCACCGGAAAAGAUUGAGAAUUUGUAUUUGUCGUCUUGCCCUUACAUCUCUCAAAUUUUUGUUCAUGGUGAUUCUUACAAGACGUUUUUGGUAGCCGUUGUAGGACUGGAUUUGGAUACAUUCGAACCGGCAUUAAAGCAACGGCUACCAGCCUUGAAACGUUUCCACGGUCAGGAUAUUAUAAAACUACUGAAUGAGAACCGCGAAUACAGAAAAGAGGUCGUCAAGAUGAUGAAUACUGAAAUUACUGGGCUUCAAGGGUUUGAAAAGGUGAACAAUAUUUUGGUUGGAUUAGAACCUCUUAAAGUUGCCGAUGACACCAUCACGCCAACUUUCAAAGUGAAAAGAGUGAAAGCAGCUAAAAAAUAUCAUGAAGAACUGAGCAGGCUAUACGAAGAAGGCUCUCUUAUCAAAGUAGAGAAGCUGUAG
Lachancea sp. 'fantastica' is the source of this 2256-nucleotide messenger RNA. Lineage: Eukaryota; Fungi; Ascomycota; Saccharomycetes; Saccharomycetales; Saccharomycetaceae. The record is from the annotation of a GenBank genome assembly.